AUAAACACAAAUCGUUUUGCACAGACGUUGAUUUUGUAGAUAUGUUAAAGUCACAAAAACAUAUUUAUUAUUAAAACUCUGCAGUAAAUAAGGCUAAAAUAUCUGUGAAGGUAAAAUAUCUCAUUUUACCUGCUAUAAUAUGCAUAGUCGCGCGAAAACUAAAUCAGGAAGUUAAUAAAACUUUCAGUUACAGUUCAACAUUUGGAAAGGAUCUCGCUUAAAAGAAAAAUUCUAAAAGCAGUUAGGAAGAUAGUCGGGAUCAUGGAAGACACGUGUUAGGCCGACAGCAAGGUACAUAUCAGCCGGGUUUAUUUGAAAAUCGAAUUGUACUCUCGUCGAUUUACAAGUGGGACAUUUGAGGAUGUUUUAAAGGAUGUACAUUUCGAAGAAGUGGUUAAAAUGGUCACCAGAAAAGGGGAAAAAUUAUGAUAUUUUGAAGCGUGAGUGUGCAUCUUGAUUACAACUUUACAGAAUGAUCAAAUACAUCGCAACACCGUUCUUCCUACUAUUGUUUCUUUAUCUGAGAACUACGCUCGGGUAUUCAAUAAAACUUUACAAAAAGAACUCGGACUUUACCUGUGAUUUCAGUAACAGCACUUCGAAACUACUCAUAACCAAUGGUUUCAUCGAAGAAAAUGUUAUAAAGUGUUUAGAAACUUAUAAUCAUGCUGAAACACUGGUAUUUAGUAACAGUAGAUUAAAGACUAUUCCAAAAUAUUUAAAUAUACUAAACAGGCUUAUAAAUUUAGACUUAUCACACAAUGAAAUAUCAACAGUUUCUUUUAAUGCAUCAGAGCAGAUCUGUAAAAAGUUGAAACAACUUCAUUUGGAUAACAAUGAUAUUCAUGUUAUACGACCAGGAAAUCUUGAUUGUUUAGAAUCUCUAGAGAAACUUUCUCUUGCAAACAAUAACUUAAAAGUAAUUGAGAAUGGGACAUUUAAUGUCAAAUUAAAGGCGUUAGAUUAUAUCCACCUUGUUCGCAACAACCUGACAUCUGUGGACAGCAGUUUAGUUAGCAAACUCUUAUUGUCAAAAGAGACACACGCAAUAGUGAAUGCCUCAUUUAACAGUAUAAGUACAAUGAUAAAUUCGAUCAAUAUCACAAUAGAAAAUUUUUCACAUUUAACCGAUAUUGGCGUUGUACUUACACAUAAUAAUAUAACGACUGUUGACGUAGACUAUUAUUUCAAAAUGUUUAAUCUUACACACCCAUACCCGCAGUUCUUACAAUUGUGGAACUGUGGCAUUGAUGCACGUUUUAAUCCGUUUAUUUGUGAUUGUGCUCUCUUUCCUUUAGCCUCAGGGCUUAGAAAGUUUUAUACAAUGGAUCCAGAUAAUCCUGUAUUUUCAAUCACGUGUGGAAGUCCUAGAAGUUUGGAAGGGAUGAUGGUUCGCAAGGUACAAGCUGACCAAUUUAACUGCUCAGUCACUCAGGAUUGUCCAGAUUCCUGCACGUGUACAAAAUCUAUCGCCAUCGGCCUUGUUACCGUAGACUGCAGAGGCCAGUACCUUGCAGACGAUCUACCUCUGACAUGUCCAGUAGCAGACAAUAUACACAUCAAUAUUAAAUCAGAUAACUUGAUUCACCUCACCUUAAGAGCAUUUCUUUACAAUGUAUCUAUUUUUGAUGUCUCACAAUGUGCCGUUGCCGACAUAGAUCCAACCAUCGUCAAAGCACUAGAAGGCAAAAUUAACACAUCAAUAUAUUUCAAUGAUAAUAAUUUGGAAAAUAUUCCAAAAACAUUCGAGAAGUUUAAUUUUAGUGAAGGACAAGUUUUAACCAUUGAUGGAAAUCCAUUCAACUGCGACUGCCAUACAUUAUGGAUGAAACAAUGGCUUCUGUCAAACAAAAAUCACAUUUAUCACCAAGAUAAAAUAAUAUGCGAAAAUGGACCUGGAAAGGGUAAGCCAAUGGUUGAAGUUCCGGACAGCAAAUAUGUUUGUCAAACAAGUCUUACAUUCGCUGACAUAUUAUUCAUUACCGUUGGAUCACUGUUAACUUUUGUUAUACUAGUAUCAGUCACUGUCUGCAAAAUAAACAGCAUCCAUGUUUUUAUGAUAUCACAUUUUGACAUCUGCAGAUACUGUUUCCGGAAGAGGAAACAUCGGCGUUUACGUUAUGAUAUCUUUAUACCACAUUCGUGUGAAGACGACGAUAUAAUUAACGAUAUUGUAAAUAAUCUUGAACAUCAUGAUCCGCCAUAUAAAGUGUGCAUUGGUGAGAGAAACUUUGCACCUUGUAAAACCAUAUCUGAAAACAUACUUGUUGCGAUAGAUCUAGUCAUACGAGUUUACUCGUCAUCUCAAACAAGUUUCUAAGAAGUGCUUGGUGCAACAUGGAAUUCCGAGAGGCUCACAUGAGAUUCCUAAGGGAUAGGAAUAUAAACAUGGUGCUGAUUAUCUUAGAGGAUCUAGAUGCGUCACUUGUUUACGAGGAGUUGAAUUUAUACUUGGAAACGCAUGUGUAUAUAAAAUACAGUGAUAAACACUUUUGGGCAAAACUUUUGCAAAGUCUUCCCAUAAUGAUUACAAGCGAUCCUGCAUUCGACGAAACAUCGCCACUACUUUCAAAGAUGAAAUAGAUGAUUAUUGUAGUUGUAAAUAGAUCUAGCAGACUUUACAUAAACAAUAAGAUUUAAAACAUUAAACAUGUCGUUACAUUGAAUAAGUUUUGUGAAUUAUUUACACUGUAUAUAUUUACGAAAGCCAAAGUAUCAGGUCUCUUGGGAUAGCCAACAGCCCACGGGGAAAAUAUUCUCCCACGGGAAGACCGAAUUUGAAACUGUCCCAAGAAUUCAUAUUAAGGAAAUGGUCAAUUAUUUCUUUACGAGACCCUAAAUUUAGUUAGGUAUCAAUGAAUCAAAGAAAAGUCAAAAACUAAAGGUAGCUGAGGUUUUGAAACUUUCGGAUUUGCAAACAUAAUUCGAAGAUUGAUAGUUUUGAAAAGCAUUAUUUUAAACUUUAUAUAAUAUCAUUGUGUAAGUGCCUGAUUUAUUAGCGGAUAUGAUCACUGUGAACUUGCGUCUUUCUGUGUUUAAUCCUCAUUUGCCUGUUUUAUAUUUCCUUCAUUUAAAGACUUUACAAAUAUAUGCUGUGAAUUUGUUUAAAUGGAAAGUUGCAUCACUAUAGUAUCUUAUUUAUAUAUCAAGUCAACUUAUAGGAUGGUGAUACAAGUCACAGUUUUACACAAUGAUUUGCCUUUACCAAAACAUAUAUAUGAACAUAUAGUGUAACGAAUCGAGGAUAUUUUCAAAAUUUAAAAGGUCCUUAAGUCACUUCUAAAGACAUUUUAUAUAUAAUAUCAAGUUUAGUGGAAAAAACUAAAUUAAAUGCUAAAUAAUCUCAUAAAACAGUAAUAUUUGAUGUUGCCUUUUGUACGAACUGUCCUAUAGUUAAUUAAGGUAUUUAUUUUGUCAUAUCAUAUGGAAAUUGUCAACAAUUGCAUGUGGAAUGAAUGAGCCACUUGAGAUUAUGCACAGCACGAUGUUCACUCCCAUUUAUAUUAAUAGACAUUUCUAACGUAAACGUAAAUCGGAAACGGAUUACUGAAUCCGUAAAUGUUAUUUGCAAAUAAUGGUCUAAGGGAGAUACUAUUGUAUUACUAUUGGAUGAAAUUGUCUCCCAUAGACCACAAAUUAGCCUAAGCCUAAAAUUUUACGGAUUCAGUAUUCCGUUUCGUAAUUACGUUUACGUUAGAAAGGUCUAAUUGUCUAUAUCAAUGUCUUAUGACUGCAUUAAAACAAAUACUUGGAACCUCCGUCAAUGUUGUUAAUUAUUUAAGUUCACAUCGCUGUUGUUUGCUUUAUUAUCAGGUGGUGUUAGAAUAUUUCUUUCUUUGUUAGAUUUGUUUUCCGAACAUCGCAUGUUUUAUAAAUAGAUGUUUUAUGAAAUAAAAUCCAUGGACACAAUA
Messenger RNA from Mercenaria mercenaria, 3911 nucleotides. RefSeq names its product protein toll-like. Gene Ontology annotation, molecular function: protein binding. The transcript is spliced from 3 exons. Gene Ontology annotation, biological process: signal transduction. Lineage: Eukaryota; Metazoa; Mollusca; Bivalvia; Venerida; Veneridae. The record is from RefSeq and is a predicted model, not a curated record. The coding region runs from base 473 to 2320 and encodes 615 amino acids.